Puccinia triticina is the source of this 513-nucleotide messenger RNA. RefSeq lists its product as uncharacterized. The coding region runs from base 1 to 513 and encodes 170 amino acids. NCBI's taxonomy places the organism in Eukaryota, Fungi, Basidiomycota, Pucciniomycetes, Pucciniales, Pucciniaceae. The record is from RefSeq and is a predicted model, not a curated record. The transcript is spliced from 4 exons.
AUGUAUCGGCUUCUUCGGGGCAUCCAGAAACAAUCCGAACGAGCCUCCCCGGCAAUUUCCAUGCAGGUUGAAUUUCGAAGACGUUUCGUCUGGCGUGGGCUCGCGUCCCAUCGGUUUGGGCCUGUUCGGGCAGUGGCAAGAUAUCUUAAAAAAGGUUUAAAAGCGCUCAAUGCUGUAUACGCAAGUCAAGAAGAACCUCACGCCUUGGCCAAACGAGGCAGUACUUGGCAUGUCUGUGCAAGCUUCCAUCAGAAGCGGCGCUGCCUUCAUGGAGACAACGCCUGCUGCCAUGUGGUCUGUAGCCAUCCGAUGCGUCAUUCGUGGUGGAUAGCGCUCAAAGACAAGUGCGACGCACUGCACCACAAGCCGAAACGGGCCAAAACCCCACCCCCAGUAAACCCACCGCAGACCAUCGUAGUGACGGCGCCUCCUCCUCCUACAGCCUACUUGGUGCAGCCUCAACCCGCAGUCGUGUACGCCCAGCCGGCCCAAGUGCCUGCUCAAGCGCACUGA